Scophthalmus maximus (turbot) is the source of this 992-nucleotide messenger RNA. RefSeq names its product chymotrypsin-like elastase family member 2A. The transcript is spliced from 8 exons. NCBI's taxonomy places the organism in Eukaryota, Metazoa, Chordata, Actinopteri, Pleuronectiformes, Scophthalmidae. Gene Ontology annotation, molecular function: serine-type endopeptidase activity. The coding region runs from base 122 to 922 and encodes 266 amino acids. The record is from RefSeq and is a predicted model, not a curated record. Gene Ontology annotation, biological process: proteolysis.
UUUUUCCGAACCGACCUUUUUCGUGCUGCGCUGAAACACAAACACGAGGUCUUCAACGCGUCUGUCAAAGCUCUAUAUAAGAAGGAGCAGGUCCCCCCUGAACUUCUACUGAACAGUCACCAUGAAGUUCGUGAUCUUGGCUUUGUUUGUUGCUGGUGCCUACGGGUGCGGCCUGCCCACCUUUCCCCCCACCAUCACCAGGGUGGUUGGUGGAGAUGAUGUUCGUGAGAACAGUUGGCCCUGGCAGGUGUCUCUGCAGUACAAGAGUGGCAGCAACUUCUACCACACCUGCGGCGGCACUCUGAUUUCCAGCCAGUGGGUGCUCACUGCUGCUCACUGCAUCAGCAGUCGCACGUACAGAGUCUACCUGGGAAAACACAAUCUGGAGAAUGACAACGAGUCCGGUUCCAUUGCCAUCAGCCCCGCCAAGAUCGUCGUCCACGAGAAUUGGGACUCCUACAGAAUCCGUAACGACAUUGCCCUGAUCAAGCUGGCGACUCCCGUCGUCUUCUCUGACAGCGUCAUGGCCGCCUGUCUUCCCAACUCUGGGGACAUCCAGCCUCAUGGAGCUCCUUGCUACGUCACUGGCUGGGGACGCCUCUGGACUGGAGGUCCUAUUGCCGACAUCCUGCAGCAGGCCCUCCUCCCUGUGGUCAGCCACUCCACCUGCACCAGGUCUGACUGGUGGGGCAGCCUGGUCACCAACAGCAUGGUCUGUGCUGGAGGAAACGGAGACCUCGCUAGCUGCAAUGGAGACUCUGGCGGUCCCCUGAACUGUCAAAGCCCCGAUGGCUCCUGGGAGGUCCACGGUGUGGUGAGCUUCGGCUCAAGCAUGGGCUGCAAUUACCCCAAGAAGCCCUCUGUCUUCACCAGGGUCAGCGCCUACAUCCCCUGGAUCAACGAUGUGAUGACCAGAAACUAGAGAUGUUGGACCGGUGUGUGUCAUUGUUUGUUGUUGUACUUGAUCAUCAAAUAAAGAAUGUAGUAGGUAA